AUGCCAUAUCGUGGACCACCAUCUAAAGGCUGUCUGACGUGCCGAAAGCGCAAGAUACGCUGCGAUCAGCGUCCCGGAAUAUGUCAGAACUGCGAGAAAGCAAAGCGGGAAUGCGGCGGCUACCGUGACGCUGUCGAUAUGAUGUUCUUGGACGAGACACAGGAAUCAUCUUCAACCAGCAAUAGCACUCCUCGGCAUGCGGGCAGUGCACCGCUGCCUAUCAGUCUCGGGCCCGAGCAGAAGACCUUCUCCGGCGACGUCGAUGUUCUACCUACACAGCUCGAGACGCAAGCUAUGGAGUUCUUCUUCACGCACUUCACGCCGCAGGAGCACAGGCAGAACACAUUCUUCGAGAGCGCACAACAUCCGCUCUCGAACCUUUCAGCUUCUGCGCCAGAUGCCAGUUCUCUGGCACUCUACAACUCCGUACUGGCACUUGGCCUCAUCUCCUUGUACCACUUCCCUCCAGAACCUCUCUCAGCGCCACUCCCUGAGCACGCAUCAGCCAAGUACCUGGCCGCGGUACGUGCCCUAAACCGAGCAAUAUGCGAUCCAUACGAGGUGAAGAAGGACGCAACAGUUCUUGCUGUGACCAUUCUCAUAAUGUACGAGACCUUCGCCAACCCGGAUUCGAAAUCUCCUGAUCCGCGUCAGAAGCACGUCAGUACCUUGAGCGCUUGGUCCAACCACGCGGAAGGCGCUGCUGCUCUCCUGGAGAUCCGAGGUCCUGCUCAGUUCGCCACCAUCGAUGGCCGUCGACUCUUCGUACAAGCCGCCAUACCGAUCUGUGUCAACUGCAUGCAAAGACGUAUCGAUCUCCCCGAAUGCAUCUCCGAUCUCACAAUAGCUGCCCGUACCAUGCCCAGCCACAUCGAAGGCCAGCCCGGCACCGUUAUGGGCGCUCUCUGGCGCUGCUUCGAAUUCACUGUCAAAUACACCGCCUUCUGGGGCAAGACACGCCACCCACCAGCAACGACAUCAACCCCAGAAGAGCUCACCUCCCUUGUGAGCAUGGCCGUCACUCUCGACGAGGAAGCUGUUGGGGCUGCACACACCGUUCUCGGCAGCGCUCCGCGUCGAGUCAUCCAAAAGUCCGACCUGCCGCCUGGUAGCUUCGACUACGAAGAUCUCAUGCCACUUGGCUACUGCCACGAAUACGCUCUCUUCAACAUGGCCGAACUCUCCAACGGCAUCCGCGCCAUGCGUGUCCAGGUCAACCAACUCAUUCGCUCGAUCCUCCUAAUCGGCAUGACUCGCCGUCCUCCCAUGUUCAGCACCGCCGAGCACACCACCUUACUCCAGCACGCUACUGACACUAUGCGCGCCAUGACAGACGGCAUCGUUGCUUCGGUCCCACAGUACCUCGCUACCUGGAUGGGUCGCGCUCGCAGAUAG
Molecule: messenger RNA, 1395 nt
Organism: Cyphellophora attinorum
Lineage: Eukaryota; Fungi; Ascomycota; Eurotiomycetes; Chaetothyriales; Cyphellophoraceae
Exons: 2
Coding region: 1-1395 (464 amino acids)
Biological process (GO): regulation of DNA-templated transcription
Molecular function (GO): DNA-binding transcription factor activity, RNA polymerase II-specific; zinc ion binding
Source: RefSeq, a predicted model, not a curated record